AUAUUUCCAAUGUACUAAUUUAUUUGAAAUUUUAUAAUGGCGUAAUGUUUAUAAUCGAAUUUACUUAAAAAUACACGUGCGGUUUCAGUUCUACAGAUCAUAGUGAAAUAAAUAGUUCAUUAACUUUCGGUCUUAUCUUGCUAAAAUAUAAACAAUAAAAAUAUUUCAAAUCAGUUUUAUCUCCGACUUCAACUCGGAGACGUUUCCAAUUUAUUCAGAUGCAUAUUGUUGUAAUCUAUUAUUAAAAUUAGUGCAAAAAUGUCUGGGUAUUUGUCAAUUGCAAGUUAUAUUUGCGUGCUAUUUUUUAACUUGUAUUCUUUGUUGUUUUUUAUCGAACUUGCAAAAGAUAUGGUUAAAAGCGGUAGAGAUAAGAAUUAUAAUCAAGAAAUACAUAAAAUGGGAACGCACAGAUUCGGAUAUUUCACACUUUGGAAUUUUAUUUUUCAAAUGGUGUUUAUGAUUGUAGCGAUUAUCGAUGAAUCGUUGAAACAUCUAAAUGUUUCCAAAAGAAAGCAGCAAUUGUUGCAUAAAAUUAGGGCUGAAAUGUACAACGUUGUUCUAUUUCCUUCAUCAUUAAUGGUAGCCACGAUAUUUUGGUCGCUGUUUUAUAUGGACAGAGAGUUAGUUUUUCCUAAAGUAUUGGACGAAUUUUUCCCUUGGUGGUUGAAUCACAUGCUACACUCUUUCAUCCUUUUACCUGUGAUUAUCGAACUGUUGUUGCCAAAAGAGCAUCAUUUCGUUAAAUUUGAAAAAGCUGUUCCUAUUUUGGUAUUUCUUUUUGGCCUUUAUACAACUAUGUACUUUUCUAUCUACUUCCGUCAUGAAGUUUGGCUGUAUCCGGUGUAUAAAAUCAUGACCUGGCCUCAACGUGGUCUGUUCACAUUGGGUCAAUUUAUUUUGGCUUUAUGUUACCAGAAAAUUGGCAUUGAAUUGCAAAACUGCAAACGAAAAGAUAAAUCGAAGUUGCGAUAGUGAAUCUCACAUUUAAUAUACUGCUUUUUUAUACAUACGUUUAUUUUGUAUAAAUAAUUUGUAACAUAAUUUAAACUGUUCAAACUUUUGUGAAAUGCUAGAUAAAAAUAGAUAAUUUUAUGUUCGACGUUCCACUUUUCAAUUCUGAAUAAAAUUUUUACAUCUAUGGAGAUACCGCGAGUUGAGCUUUCGAUUAUU
This is a messenger RNA of Phyllotreta striolata, 1170 nucleotides long. NCBI's taxonomy places the organism in Eukaryota, Metazoa, Arthropoda, Insecta, Coleoptera, Chrysomelidae. The record is from the annotation of a GenBank genome assembly.